AUGGCGGGUGUCAAUCAUACUGCUGCCUCUAUGGCUGCUGCCGAUAACGUGCCUGGUCGCAAGCGCAAUGUCACUCUUGCGGGGAUGGAUAGUUCACCGGGCAGUAUCGACGACGCCGAUGAUAACGACCGUGAUGACAAGAGGCGACAGCCUGUAAAGCGCGCCUGUAACGAAUGUCGUCAACAAAAGCUUCGAUGCGAUGUCAUUCAAGACCCUUGGACCGAUUGUUCCAGAUGUCGUCGACUAAAACUCGACUGCAAGAUCGAGUCUAACUUCAAGCGGGUUGGAAAGCGCAGUCGCAACGCGGAAAUGGAACGAGAGAUCAUCGAGCUCAGGAAGCAAAUUGCUACCGCAAAUUCUGGCCCAGGCACCUACCCACAACAACCACCACUAGCCGCAGGUCAAGUGACGCCUAAGCAAGAAUCGAAUCAAGUCAGCCCCGCCGGUGUUUACCAGACGCCCUCAGCCAUGUCGGCGGAUCAGUACAUGGGCUCUCAAGAAGCGGUCGCGUCGCUGCUUGAUUUGCGUUCGGGAUUCGAUGGCUCCAACUACAUGCGGAACGGCAAUCAUCAAUUCAAACGGAUUGAAGAUGUAAUGGUUGUUCCGGAGAAAGCGACGGAACUUUUCAAUCUGUUCUUUACGUAUUACCAUCCGUUUCUUCCUUUCCUCAACCGGGCACAGACCCCCGAUGACUACUAUACCGCCUCACCUCUACUUUUCUGGACAAUCAUCAGCGUUGGAGCUAGACGGUACCAAAGUGAUUCGGGCCUGUUGACUUCCCUCGCUGGGCCUGUCACCCGUCUCGUGUGGAGUACAUUGGCAGAUAUCCCCCAAAGCUACCAUGUCGUGAAGGCGCUCUGCCUGCUCUGCUCAUGGCCCUUCCCAACAAGCAGUACUUCUACGGACCCGACAUUUAUGCUUUGUGGAAUGAUGAUUCAGGUCGCCAUGCAGCUUGGUCUUCAUCGCCCGUCGCACAGUCAAGACUUUAGCAAAUUCCGCGUGGAGCUUAUCGAGGAGGAAUUGAGGGAUAAGGUGCAAACCUGGGCUAUUUGCAACAUUGUUGCGCAACGUGUAUCAACUGGUUACGGCCAACCUCCUUCAACGCUUUACGAUUGGACGUUGUCGAGUGACUCAUUGGACCCUAACUUCAAGUUGCCUGCAGAUAUCAGGCCUAGAUUGGAGGUUGAGAAGUUCUGCGACAAAAUCACCAGAGCCUUGUACAGCAACCGGCGAGACCCCGUCGGUCUGACUACGGAUCAGGAAAGACACACAAUGAUUUCUUUCCUUUCGCGUGACUUUGAUGAGCUCGAGGAGCAAAUGAAAGCGCAAAAUGAUUCCAUAACCAAUCUGUAUUUGCGUGCCUCGAACCUGCACUUACACCUAUCCGCAUUUUUCGAUGAGCCUUCAGCGAAAGACUACCGCGAGCGUCUGCUCUCCCUAUACGUUGCAACCACAUCAUUCCUCGAAGUUGUCAUGAACCUUGAAACGGACGUCGGACCGGUUCUCAGCUAUACCCCCUAUUACAUUUACCAGAUGAUGGUUGCAGCCGGCUGCACUCUUCUCAAGUUGAGUAAGAGCUUUUUCUCAUCCCAUAUUGAUAUGGAAUACACGAAAAAUCUGUUCAAUCGUACUAUCUGGGCCAUUCGCGGCGUGUCUGUUUCCAGCAAUGAUUUGCCUGAACGUCUAGCCGAGGUGCUCGCCCAGAUGUGGAGGCUUGGAGGCGGAACACAGCGAUCGACUGGAAAUACUACCGAUGUGGAUGAUUCGUUGAGAUUGAAGGUUCGCUGCCGGAUGAGCAUGUCUCUGCUUUUCGACUCGGUAUGGCGAUGGCGAGAGGACACGCGGACUAAAGGCCGGAACAUUGAAGCAUAUCUCAAGAACCCAACGAACCCAGAUUCCGCGGCGGAUUCCUCGGCCGCAUCUUCCGUUGGCCUACCACGAACCCAGUCAUCCACGCCUGGAAUUUCCGGUGGUGACCCAAGCCUUGCACCUGCACCAAUGCUAACGCAGCCAAGCCUUGGAGUCCAAGCACCAGGUAGUAGCGUUGCUGGACUUCCGAGCGGGUUCAUGGAGCCGAACUACGAGGUAUUCGACCCGCUGAACUGGCUGCUCGAUGGUUUGGUAGAUUUGCCGUACUCAUACUCCACGAUGGGCGGCAUCGAGCCGCAAAGCAUUGCAUAG
Messenger RNA from Penicillium cataractarum, 2181 nucleotides. Its product is annotated as putative C6 transcription factor (Leu3). The record is from RefSeq and is a predicted model, not a curated record. NCBI's taxonomy places the organism in Eukaryota, Fungi, Ascomycota, Eurotiomycetes, Eurotiales, Aspergillaceae. The transcript has 6 exons. Bases 1 to 2181 code for a protein of 726 amino acids. Gene Ontology annotation, cellular component: nucleus. Gene Ontology annotation, biological process: DNA-templated transcription; regulation of DNA-templated transcription. Gene Ontology annotation, molecular function: zinc ion binding; DNA-binding transcription factor activity, RNA polymerase II-specific; transcription cis-regulatory region binding.